AUGAGAAAUUUCAAUAACGCGAGCAACAAUACUUUCCAGAGUGAAUACUCUGCAAAUUUAGAGAGUAGUUUCGUUUCUUCAUCUGUGGAUGACGCAAAGAAUACUAUGAAACGAAAGAGUAAAUUCUUCAGUUUUACCAAAAUUUGUACCUUUUCCCUUCUCGUGUUGAUGUCCCAGUGUUACGAAAAUGGCAACUCGAGCAGUUCCGUUUGCACGUUCAACGGCCUUAACAAUGGUGCAGGUUUAAGGUCCCUUAGAAUGUUAGCGUCUGCAGAAUCGGAAGUCCAGUUUGAAGGUGCAUCCGCAGAAAAUGAAGAAGAAGAGUGUACUCAAGUGCAAGGGGAAAAGAAAAAUUGUAAGGCAUCAUCUUCGCCAGACAGUAAUGCUGUUGAUAAGACGUGCCAAACUAACUGUGGAGCCUGCACAUGUGGUUUUAAAACUUUAGAUUUAUAUUUUGAAAAGAAAUUAAUGGAUAUCUUAGACGCGGGAAACAAGAAAGCUGAAGCGAUUGUGGAUGCCGGAGCUCACGUUAUGAAUGGAUUAAAGAACUACCUUAAAUAUGUCCUUCUUUUCUCACCACUUUUACUUGAAUUUUUAGCAAGCAAACUUUUACUAUCAGGAUAUUAUAAGUCAUCUCAAUUCGUAUCCAGUGUGUGUGUUACGUUUUACUUGUACGUGUUUUACAAAAUUGUAAAGAAUUGCGCAUUGGAAAGAGAAGGUUAUCUAGCUUAUGAGAAUUACUCUCCACGUAGAGUUCCCUUCCGCAGAGGAUGCAGUGGCAGUAGCUGUGAAACUUUUUACACUAAUGAUGUCUGCCCUCGUAGCGGCUGCGAAAGUCCCUGCAACAAGAAGAGUGGUUCCUGCAGCAAAAAGGAAGACUCAAAAUGCAAGAGUGCAAAAUCUAAGCCAAGAAGUGCUUAA
Molecule: messenger RNA, 921 nt
Organism: Plasmodium cynomolgi strain B
Lineage: Eukaryota; Apicomplexa; Aconoidasida; Haemosporida; Plasmodiidae
Exons: 2
Coding region: 1-921 (306 amino acids)
Source: RefSeq, a predicted model, not a curated record